Messenger RNA from Dermatophagoides farinae (American house dust mite), 804 nucleotides. RefSeq lists its product as uncharacterized. The record is from RefSeq and is a predicted model, not a curated record. NCBI's taxonomy places the organism in Eukaryota, Metazoa, Arthropoda, Arachnida, Sarcoptiformes, Pyroglyphidae.
AAAAACUGGACCAGUUUCAAAUUUGAAAUCAGUUGUUGAAUUCAAUUUUCUAAAUUCAACCGAGCAAUUCUUCGAUUUGCAAAAAAGACCGUUUAAUCGGUAAAUCAAAAAAAAAAAAAUUGAAAAACAAAAUGCAAAGAAAAUCAAUGAACUCAUUUCAUAUAUUGUUGAUAUUCUGGAUCAUAAUGUUACAACCAAAUUAUUCAAGCCAUGCGAAUAUCAUAUCAAAUUGUCGUGAUUGUUAUGAAUUGAUAACUACCGAACAGCCAUCUGCAUUGUCAUCAGUAUCGAAUAUAAUACCGGAAACAAUUGUUGAACUGAAUGAAGAAAAUUUCCGAAUGAUCGUCAUGGAAUCAUCAAUGUCAUGGGCUAUUGUAUUUUAUUCAUCAUUCGAUCAUUAUAUUGUUGAUUCGUCAACUAUUUCAACAUACAUAAACAAUGAUAAAGAUCAACGAAGACAAACAAAACUUUCGAAUCAUGAAAAUAAUUCAUUUUGGACAACAAAAAUGGCCAUUGAAUUCAUACAUGCAUCGAACACGUUGAAAGGAUGGAUUGAAUUUGGUGCCAUCGAUUGUGAUCAAAAUCCACAAUUACAACGAUUAUUUGCUAUUGAAUCUUGUCCAACUAUUUUACAUUUUCAUGAUGGUCAACAACAACAACAACAACAACAACAACAAUGGCAACAAAAUCAACUGAACCGGGAACAGCUUCCAUCAUUAUCAAUGCCAUUCAUUCAUUCAGAUUAUACAAUAUUUAAUCGGGUAAAAAAGUUAAAAAUAAAACAAUACAAUUAAUUCAUCACUA